Molecule: messenger RNA, 1503 nt
Organism: Alternaria triticimaculans
Lineage: Eukaryota; Fungi; Ascomycota; Dothideomycetes; Pleosporales; Pleosporaceae
Exons: 4
Coding region: 1-1503 (500 amino acids)
Source: RefSeq, a predicted model, not a curated record
AUGGCUUUCAAUAAGAGAGGCUCCAGCAACUUCGCGCACUGGAACAUGUUCCCAUUCAUGACAACACCGAAGACAAAGUACAUUCUUGGACAGACACAGUCGCCAUUCUUCGGUCUUCCACGCGAAAUACGGGAUACCAUCUACGAGUACUAUGCCCAGGGUCGACCACAGUAUGUGUACGACAAGAAUACGACAAAGCUACGUUACUCCCAUGCUUCAGCUCAGGCGGAGGGUCUCGGGCUUAUGAUGACCUGCAAGAUCGCUGCAGACGAGAUGAUGCAUGUCGCUUUCCAGAACAUCGAGUUUAGUACGCUUUGCUCUGCGAACGAUGGCGCGGAAUUCCAACAACUCCGGUCUAGAGUGGCGCGAUUCUCUCAGUUGUUCGAAAUGGUUCAAACCCAGAGGCAAUACAUGCUGAUUUGCGUUGCCGAGCUACUCGAGGAGUCAGACUUUGCUAAUGCUAUGGCACGGUUCCCAGUGAUCGAAGAUUCCUUUGGGAGGCCUCUGCAAGAAGCAGUUGCGCAAAAUCUGGAAAAGCUUUCCGGUAAUAUGGCCAUAAGCCUGGACGACCACACUAGCCAAGACUUCAUCGACGCCCUAGUCUUCAUACUGGACAUCGCGAGGGAUCGAAAUCCGACAAAGUUUGUGCAGCUUACACGACAGGUGUUUGGGAACAACAUGUGUCCUAUUGAGAACCUUCAUGCGGUAGCGAUUGACUUUCCAGUCAGUCACAUUCCCCAGAAGCGCUUGAACAAUCUGCGCAAGCUCAUUCUCUGCGAAGACUUCAAGUCCAGGCCCCGAUCUGUUUGCCACGCAAGGGGUCUCAUUCCUAUAUGCAAAGCAAACCCCGGGCUUCGGAUUGAGAGACGCGUCGAUCUGUUGACCAGUCUUCUACCUGCAAGCCAUCCUACUGGUUGUCUGGUAGGGAUUGGCACCUUAGGUGGUCAUACAGUCAUGGGAGCCGCUGUUCCAUGGUUCACCGAAAUCUCACUACUCCGCACUCACGGCAUGCCCGAAGGCUCCUUCCAGCUCGUCAUCGAUGGUACAUCGCGAGAAGCUGUCGAGGUGUGGAACGUUAUCAAGCACGCGGCAGCCAUGCAAGGAGCCAUGCUCGAACAAUGUCGCGUUCGCAACACGCAGCCAACGUCUAGGCUAUAUGAUAGCAUAGCUGGUCGCAUCUAUGGCCCCAGAGCUUUACCAUGGCAUCUGCCAGACGGCUUCUCCGACACGAUCCGCCGCACAAUCGAGGGCACGACCAACAUAACAUUCACCGGAGAUAUGGGUGAAUUAUGGGAUGAGGACGUCUUCUAUUUCCAACGAAGAGACUGGACACUAGAUCAGUGGCGUCAUGAGUGGUAUAAUGAGAUUAUCGUCAAGAGCAUCGAUACGGGUUUCUGGAAGCGAUCUAACGCUUGGUAUCAGAUAGACCCUCGAGGCUUCGGUCAGGUUUAUCGGACAGUCUACAAGGGUGAGGUCAUUCGCAGCAGCGACCGACCGUUGUAA